UACAUAUGUGUCAUAGUCCAUAUCUAUGGCUAUAAAUGUUUAUUUUUUUCACGUCAGGUUAUCACAGAAAAAGUACACAAAUGGAUUUACAUCCGAAAAGUUGUUCAAAUAGUUCAAUUUAACAUAUAAAUCAGCAUCAAACGCUUAAAUGACCAGCACCAAUACUGAAAACGGUGAACCAUCUCAACCUUCGGCGACAACUGGGGAAACUGUUAAUGUAGCAAUGGAUGAUCAAUCGGAUCGACUUGUACUACCACCAAUAAAUUUCGAAAACGAUCGCUUUCCGUAUUGCAUUGUUUGGACGCCGAUACCUGUGCUUACUUGGUUGUUACCUAUGAUUGGCCAUAUGGGAAUAUGUACAUCUACUGGCGUGAUCCGUGAUUUUGCAGGACCAUAUUAUGUGUCCGAGGACAGUAUGGGCUUUGGUAGGCCGACGAGAUAUUUGCGUCUGAAUCCAAAAAACGUUGCGGGUGGACCUGUUGAAUGGGAUGAAGCUGUCGCUAAAGCAUCUGUCUUAUACGGGACACGUAUGCAUAAUCUCUUUUGUGACAAUUGUCAUUCUCAUGUAGCCACUGCCUUAUGUGGCAUGCGCUACAAUAGACGUAACAGUUGGAAUAUGGUGGUGUUGGCGCUUUGGAUAUUUGUUUGUGGCAGAUAUGUUGGUUUCGGGGGAUUUGUUAAAACAUGGCUACCAUUUGUAAUAGUAGUGUCGUUGUGCACGUUCCUGGCGGUGUAUCUUUAGGAUUGUUUAAAGAAGCGCUUUCGUAAAGACGGAUUAUGCUAAAGAAUUUAUGUGCAUAUAUAAAUAUGUUACACAAUAUUAAAAGCGAAUAUUAAAAUGUGCAAUUGUUUAAGGUUAAUAAAAAUAGUAUUAUUAAAAUUUGUGCUUGAUUAAUUAUAUAUAUCUCGUGAUUGGUUAUGAUGAAGUUAAGAUACGUCGGUGUAAUCUAUUAUUGAGAUAAGAUGUACAGCGUUUUGUCCAGGUGUCAGUUAUCUAUGAGUUUGUCGAUUUGGUUAAUAAAAUUGAUAAUACCAUAGUAAUCUAUUAGCCAAAUUUCGUGAUAAAUCAAUUCCGGAAAUAACAACUAAAAUUCCUAUACUAUAUAUUAAAACGAGAUAGUCUGUUGUCAUUGCCUUAUUGAUAAACAAAGUCGCUUUUCUACUAAAUUCGUUUAUAUUAUUUUAUACAUAUACAUAUAAAAAGAAUAAAUAUAAUUUUAUUGGUUUCUCUUCUUAA
Molecule: messenger RNA, 1237 nt
Organism: Zeugodacus cucurbitae (melon fly)
Lineage: Eukaryota; Metazoa; Arthropoda; Insecta; Diptera; Tephritidae
Product: transmembrane protein 222
Exons: 1
Coding region: 149-742 (197 amino acids)
Source: RefSeq, a predicted model, not a curated record